AUGUUAGAUGCUCAAGAAAGCAAAAGUUUCACCACAACAAAUCUAUUCGAAGCCAUUGUUUCUAAAAGUUCAACCUAUAUAACGCCUACAAAAAGGGAUUAUGACAAAUGGGCUGUUACUUUAAAAUGUCAUCAAUUAAAGUCAUUAGGAAUUAAUAGUAGGAUUCUUAAAUAUCUUGAUGAGAAACAUGAGCGUUUACAAAGGGUUUCUGCACAAUACAAGAAACAUUUUUAUAAUGCUCUUGAAAUAAAAAAAAAGUAUCAUUAUAUAAUUGAAAGCAUUAAAAGAAAACAUAGACAAAAAAGCAUUUACUAUCGUCAAGAAAUUCAAAGGUUGACAGGAGAUGUUAGAGAUGCAAAAGAACCUAAAAAAAUUAAUCGCCAUAGCAACGAGUCAUCAGUUGUAACUACGCAAGUUGAACCAUCACCCACUAAUCAAUCAUCAUGCUCGUUGCUAGCCUCUGGAAAAUCUAAGGCCACAAAACUCACUAGUAAAAUUGAGCUACUUUUCUGCAACGGGGAUUCUUUACAAAAUACAUACAGCUUACCUCGUGAAAAUUCAAGUUGUUGUAAAACUAUUACAGACUGGACGCUUUUCCCUUCGCUUGAACGAACACAUUUGCUUCUUAUUUUUACUCUUUUACCAAAAAAAAAAGAAGCAAUACUCCAUACCUUUAUUGACAGAAAAAAAAAACAGACGUAUGCUCUUCACAAAUUAAAUUGCAUUAGUAACGUUAUUCCUCAACAUCCCUCAGCAAAGGCUCACAAACGGGAAGAUGAACCUUAUUUAACCUCAUUACAUUUGGACUCCGAUUUUUUAAAAAUGGGUCUUCCAACAACUGAUAUCACUUUUAAAAAAACUAUCAAGUUUCAAAAUAACAAAAUUCAUACGUGUUGUGUCAAUUCUCAAAAACAGUGUCACGGUAUUGUUCUUUCAUCUCAUUUCUGGGAUUGCUAUUUGACUCAACAAAUAGAAGAACAUCCAAAAUUAAGUAACGUAAUGACCCCAUUUUUUAACUCAAGUUUAUUGCUGGAAGAUUUAUCUGUAUCUGUUUCACGACUUUAUGAUUAUCAAAAAUUUUUUUCUUUAUUGAAAUCGGAACGAUGA
Molecule: messenger RNA, 1107 nt
Organism: Hylaeus volcanicus
Lineage: Eukaryota; Metazoa; Arthropoda; Insecta; Hymenoptera; Colletidae
Exons: 4
Coding region: 1-1107 (368 amino acids)
Source: RefSeq, a predicted model, not a curated record